Molecule: messenger RNA, 2106 nt
Organism: Athene cunicularia (burrowing owl)
Lineage: Eukaryota; Metazoa; Chordata; Aves; Strigiformes; Strigidae
Gene: GLA
Product: galactosidase alpha
Exons: 7
Coding region: 45-1184 (379 amino acids)
Biological process (GO): glycosylceramide catabolic process; oligosaccharide metabolic process; glycoside catabolic process
Cellular component (GO): cytoplasm
Molecular function (GO): alpha-galactosidase activity
Source: RefSeq, a predicted model, not a curated record
UGGCGGCGGCAGCACUGGACAACGGGCUGGCGCGGACGCCGCCGAUGGGCUGGCUGCAUUGGGAGCGCUUCCUCUGCGCCACCGACUGCGCCACCGACCCGCGCCGCUGCGUCAGCGAGCAGCUCUUUGUGGAGAUGGCCGAUGUGAUGGCUGCCGAGGGCUGGAGGGAUGCGGGCUAUGAGUUUGUCUGCAUUGACGACUGCUGGAUGGCCCCGACGCGUGAUGAACACGGCAGGCUCCAGGCUGACCCAAAACGGUUCCCCAGCGGGAUCCGCAAGCUGGCCGACUAUGUCCACUCCAGGGGGCUGAAGCUGGGAAUCUACAGCGAUGUUGGGAACAAGACGUGCGCUGGCUUCCCUGGCAGUUACAACCACUAUGACCUGGAUGCCCAGACGUUUGCCUCAUGGGGUGUGGACCUGCUGAAGUUUGAUGGCUGCAACUCUGACACGCUGGAGCUGCUGGCAGAAGGUUACAGGCGCAUGUCUCUGGCCCUGAACAACACUGGGAGGAGCAUUGUGUACUCCUGUGAGUGGCCUUUCUACUUGAGGCCUCUACAGCAGCCCAAUUACACGGAGAUCAAACACUACUGCAAUCACUGGAGGAACUUUUUUGACGUCUAUGAUUCCUGGAGCAGCAUCAAGAGUAUCUUGGACUGGACAGCACUUCACCAGGACAGCAUUGUGAAGAUAGCUGGGCCAGGCGGCUGGAAUGAUCCUGACAUGCUGGUGAUCGGAAACUUUGGGCUGAGCUGGGACCAGGCAGUGACUCAGAUGGCAAUGUGGGCUGUGAUGGCAGCUCCACUCUUCAUGUCCAACGACCUGCGGCACAUUAGUCCUGAGGCCAAGUGGCUGCUCCAGAACAAAGAGGUGAUCGCCAUCAACCAGGAUCUGCUGGGCAAGCAGGGAUACCAAAUCACCAAGGACAAGAACUUUGAGCUGUGGGAGCGGCCUCUGUCUGGCCGAGCCUACGCCGUGGCAGUGCUUAACCAGCAGGAGAUUGGGGGACCCCAGAACUUCACCUUCCCCCUCACCUUCCUCGGCAACGGGCUGGCCUGCAACCCAGCGUGCACCGUGCAGGAGGUCCUGCCAGCCAGCCGGGACUGGGGGGUUUACAGCUGGGUGUCUUCCCUGAGCGUGGAGGUGAACCCAACUGGCACUGUGCUGCUGAAAGUAGUGGCACUAUAGGAGGCACAAAGACAAGCUUUCUGUAAGUCUCAGACUGUCUAAACUUCUUGUCCAAGAAGCCUGUCUCCUUCCUCCAGGUGGGGUGCCUUCGUUCUCUCCUCAGGCUUUCACUACUCAAGUGCUUCCACAUGGACUUUGAACCUUCAUUGACAAAUACCCAUCGCUCCAUCACCAAGAGGUAACAAAGAAAGGGGUGCUGCUUCUCUUCUUUGACCCUUUCUCUGGCAUCUCACCUAACUUCUCCUCCAAGAGGCCAUAAGGCCCCAGCAGGGCAGCAGCUCCUGUUGAUGCCCAGUGCCACUACCAACCAAAGAAAUGCAAAGGACACAUGCAGCAUCUGACACCUGUGACCGUUUCAGGGACAAUAGGGGAAACACACUGCCUUGCUUUUGCUUUGCCCAGCUGGGGCAUGCAGUCCAAGAACAAGAAAAGCUGCUCCUACCCCUGCAGAAGAAACACAGCACUCUCCUCAGAGCAUGGACAUCUGUCUACCUUCUGAAAACUCAGGGGCUGGCCUAAAGCACUGCACUUGUUAGCAACUGCUUUCUUGACAGCUGCCUGCUUAGUAUAUAAAUGUGAUUAUCAUGCCUUGGGCCUCAGCUUUUGAGGGUUCCUCCUUACCCCAGGAGUCUUCCCCUCACCCCUGGCUGUCACUUCUCUUUGUAUGACAAUUCCCUCCACCCUUCGCUGGGAUCCCCCUUGCUCAGGGAGCCACCUUCCAGAAAUACCUGUGUGCUUGCCGUACUGCUGGCAGUAGCCUUUCAGCUGAAUAACACAGGUCCUUCCAAAACAGGAGAUGGAUACUUAAACACACAACCAUCACGUCCAAGUACAUUCUCUUCUGACUACUACACAAUCAAGACAUCUUGAUUUGUUCUUAUUUCUGUGAUUGAACACUUUGAUUAAAAUGUCCCUUAAAAAG